AUGGGCAUGACGUCGACACCGCGCCGCGCAACGCUCGAGGUCGACGCCGCGCCCGACGCGACGGCGACGACGACGACGGCGACCGCGGACGAGGACGACGCGAAAGCGAGGGCGUGGGUCGACGGGAGAGCGGCGACGGCGCGGGCGCUCGGGGUGGCGUGCGCGUGCGCGGCGCGCGACGCGCGGGCGGCUUCGGAGGCGCUCGGGGACGUCGCGCUCGAUCCGGAGAGCGCGCGGGCGGUGAGCGCGGUGUUGGGACCGUUGUUUUCGGUGAGCACGGUGUUGUUCAUCGUGCGAAUCGUCAUGACGUGGUACCCGAGCGUUCCGUACACGAAACUUCCGUGGGUCGUCGCGUACGCGCCGACGGAACCGUUGCUCAAGCCGACGCGGGCGCUCGUGCCGCCGGUGGGGGGGGUGGACGUCUCGCCGAUCAUUUGGGUGGGGAUGAUUAGUUUCAUGAAUGAGAUUUUGCUCGGGAAGCAAGGUUUGCUCGUGUUACUGGCGAAUAAGCAGUUGGGGUAG
Messenger RNA from Ostreococcus tauri, 522 nucleotides. RefSeq lists its product as uncharacterized. Gene Ontology annotation, cellular component: chloroplast thylakoid membrane. NCBI's taxonomy places the organism in Eukaryota, Viridiplantae, Chlorophyta, Mamiellophyceae, Mamiellales, Bathycoccaceae. The transcript has a single exon. The record is from RefSeq and is a predicted model, not a curated record. The coding region runs from base 1 to 522 and encodes 173 amino acids.